AUGUAUCGGACGCAAGUUUUAUGGCGAGGGACGCAUUUGAAAACCCGUCGAAUAAACACUGAGUUGCCCAUUCGCAUCCACUAUCGGAUCAAUCUUGACGCUCACAAAUCGAGACUGCCUCUAGCGCGCAUCGAGCUCUUUCCCGACCUCGGCAAAUCCAUCGUCACUUGCUUCGGCAUCACUUAUAUCGCCGAUGCCCUGGCGCAGAGCAUUUGGAAUAGGUCUACUGAAGACCUAGACCAGCGGAGAAUGAAAAAUAUGGCCAUUGCGGCUGUUCCUUUGGGAAUUUGGUAUUCGGCUUGGUUUUCAUUCUUGGACUUUCAUCUCAAAAAAGCGCCUUUCACCUCAGCCCUCAUUGAUACUCUCUUCCUACCUGCAGUGCACGCCAUUUUCCUCAUUCCCUUUCACAUCAUUCAUGACAACAAGGUGCUGAAUCAUAAUUUGUCGCACGCAGAACUUAUCUCAGAAAUUGGGUCGCUCUGGUUUCUCGACUGGAACAUCUUUGCCACUCGUUUCUUCGACAACCAGAGCAAGAUCGUCUCCGGCGCAGCAGAUCAUCACGUCCACGUGACUGAUCUUACAACCCAGGAAGUGUGCUACACGAAGUCCUUCGAAAACCGCGUCAAGAAAGUCUCGGUCGUGGACAACUACGUUUUCCUCUCUGCUGUCGAAGAUGGCACUGUUCAGUUGUCGGACGUUCGCGUUGGCGCCAGCUACCCAAUUUUUUCGAUCUCCUCUUCUAACUUGCCCCGCGCUGCAAACAUUACCGAAGUGAAGUCGAUCGAUUACCACAAAAGGACGAACAUGGUCGCUGUCGGUUCCGGUGGCGGGCUCGUUCGCAUCUUCGACGUUCGCUUCGACAAGGAGCCAACGGUGAAGCUCAUGUUCGGCAAAAUGUACUUUCCCGGGCAUUGUGAUCGCGAUCGAGGAAAUUACUCGGUGACGCAUGUUACUUUCUCACAAGAUGGAAGCGAGCUUCUUGCGAAUAUGGGGUCUGAGUACGUUUACCUCUAUGAUGUCAAAAACCCAACUCUGACGAGUCUCAAGCUCCCCGACUUUGAUUCAUCGCCAGAGGAGCCUCCCUUACUGCCAGAAAAAGCAGAUGAACUGAAAAGGGAGGGGAAUUAUUUGUUCUCCGAGACGCAGUUUUUCGGCGCGUAUCAGACUUAUCUCGACGCAUUACGGAUCUGUCCCGGCCAUCCAGUUUUAUUAAACAACGCUGCAAGUGCUCUGAUGAACCGGAAAAUCAUCGGCGACAAGUACGAGAGUUUCUUGUUCUGCCAGCGCGCUUUGAAGAAAUGCUCAAAAUAUCGCAAAGCUAGAAUUCGCGCAAUCAAGCUUCUCAGAAACAUCGAUUUAUUAGCAGCGAAAGCUGAGGCAGAAAAACUGCUCGAGUAUGAUGUUCAAAAUUCCGACAAGAAAGAAGUUGCUGCAUCGAGAAAAAUACUAGACGGAAUUUUAAAAGUGCUGGACGACAUUCCAGAUGACGAGGAAGAGGAGGAGGAUGGCUCGGCCCCGAUCUGGCUGGACUACAAGAAUCGAUUUGUCGGCCACUACAACUGCCAAACUGACAUAAAAGAAGCCAGCUUUCUCGGAAGUGAAUUCAUCGCGGCGGGCUCCGAUUGUGGCAAUUUAUUUGUUUGGCGACGCGACGGAAAAUUACUUUUCAUCGCGAAGGGGGAUGAAAAUAUUCUAAAUUGCGUUCAACCAAAUCCCAAAUUGACCUCAAUUGCUACGUCCGGCAUCGAUAAUGAAAUCAAGCUCUGGCAGCCUGUAGACGAGUCUCAGUCCGACUCGUACAACUCUAAGGAUUCUUCAAAUGGAAUGGUGGAGCAUGUCGAGGAAAACACUGAAUACCUGAGGCAGCAUGUUCGCCAAGAUACUGAGCUACUGGCACACAUGAGUAGCCAAUGCGUGCAGCAAUGA
Oikopleura dioica is the source of this 1926-nucleotide messenger RNA. The record is from the annotation of a GenBank genome assembly. NCBI's taxonomy places the organism in Eukaryota, Metazoa, Chordata, Appendicularia, Copelata, Oikopleuridae.